AUGUAGUAUUCGGCAACUAGCAAAUGCAAAUUGAUGUCACCAUAAAUAGAACAAGAGAUGAACUCUAAGGGUUUAGAUAAUUCAAUUUUAGAAAUGAGUCCAAUGAAGAUAGAAACUUCUAAUCCAGGUAUUUCAACAACUUAGUAAUUGGUUUCUGCAUAAAAAUUUGGUGGGACAACUAUGAGAAUUAAUUCAAUUCCUCUUGACACAUUAUAACCACCUGAUUUACCAGAAUCUGAAGGAGUAUUAUCAAUUGAUAAAUAAAGAGAAACUCAAUCAAUGCUUAUAAAAUAGAAAUCACCAUUUGCUAAAUUGAUUAUUAAUUGUCAUUCAUUAAAGUUUGCAAAUAAAAUGAUAAGCUUUAUAAGACCUGAUUGUAAAUUUUCUUAAAAAUAACAUGAAAUUUUAAACGAUUAAGCAAGUUCAUAUAUGAAAUAGAAAGGGAAGAUAAGUGGUAAUUUUGUGCAAUAAAAUCUUAAUACAAUAGAUUUAUAGAUUAGACUUAAAAUAAGAACAUUGAAAAAUAAAAUAGUAAAUCAAUUAUCAGGAUGCUUGUCUUAAUUAUAUAAUUAUAUCCCAUUAAUAGAACCAAAUAAUAUAAAUAAAUUAAUCUGGGACUUUUUACUUUGUUUAAUUCGUAUAUAUUUGAUAAUAUGGUCUCCUAUCAUAAUAUCAUUUCCAUUUUUAUAAAAUGAUCAUGCAAAUUAUUUUUUAAUCAGUUGUGUAUUUCUUAUAUUUGAUAUAAUGAUAAGAAACUUUACUAUUUAUUUUCAUAAAGGAUUACCAGUCAAAGAUCGAUUAUAAUUAUUUAAAAAACAAAUUAAUUUUGGUUUAGUAAUAGAAUUAGGGAGUAUCUUAUUUGGAAUAUUAGUAUCCUUAGAUUAUUAAUUAAGUACAUGGUUUUUCAUCUUGUUUUAUUAUUAAUUAAGAAAUAUAAUGAAAUUAGUAGAUAUAAUACAAUAUAAUUUAAAACCCACUAAAAUGGUUAGUUCUAUAAUAGAUCUAUUUAAAUUGAUAGCUACAGUAUUAUUAAUAUAACAUUUUUGUGGUUGUUUAUGGUAUUCAAAUUUAUUUAAUAAUAAAUAGGUUAAAAUUAGGUUAGUAUUAUGAUAGUUAAGGUAAAAUGAAUUGGAUGAUGGAUGUUAAAGAUGAAAGUUGGUAAGUAUAAUUUUUGGAAUCUUUUUAUUUUAUGAGUGUAACAAUGUUUACUGUAGGAUAUGGAGAUAUAACACCAACAAGUAUAAGAUACAUUAUCAUAUAAUUAGAUUCACUGGAAAAGAUGUUUUGUAUUUGUUAUAUGUUCUUAUCAACAUUAUAAUAUUCGUAUUCAGUAAAUACAAUUGGAUUAAUUCUUACUUAGAUGAAAGAAAAUAAUGAAAUGAUAAGAUAAAAGAUGACUUGUAUUAAUGAAUAUUUGCAUUGUAAGAAAUUAAGUACUGAACUUUCAAUGAAAGUAAGAGAGUAUUUUAAUUUUUAUUGGAAUUAAGAAAUUAUAUAAAAAAAAAAUGAAUAAAUAAGACUUAUUACUUUAUUACCUGAAGAUUUAUAAAAGAAAUUAAAAUUAGAAUCAGCUUCAUCUUUAAUUAUAAAAUGUCCAUAUUUUUCUUAGUUUCCUAAACCUGCUUUAGAAUGUUUACUUUAAAGUACUGAAUUUAAUGUCUUUUAACCAGGAGUUUACAUAAAUCCAUAAGAAUAUAUAUAUAUAAUAGAAAAUGGAAAAGUUGAAGUGAUGGAAGAUAAGGUUUGAAUAUAAAUAUUUUAGAUUGUAAUUGACACUUUAAAAGAGAAUUAAUAUUUUGGUUUGCAAGAACUAUUUUCAUAAACUGAUAAAAUUAAUUAUAAAUCUGCUGAUUUCUCUAGUCUACUUAUGAUUCCUCGUUCUGAAGUAUUAAAAGUUAUUAGUAAAUUUCAAUUAUAAAUUAUACCUGAUAAAUAUUGCUAUAUUUGUCAUGAUAAACGACAUUAUACUCAUUAAUGUAAUGUUGUUCAUUAUAUUCCUGAUAUAGAAAAGGUAAUUAUGAGAUAUCAUUUUUUAAAUAUUUAAGAAAGAACCACAUUAAAACAAACUAAAAAAAUUAGAUCUAAGUUUUCUGCUUUAAAUGAAUAAAUUUUGAUAUAAGAUAGUGCAAAAAUAUAUUAAUUAGAAAAUGAUAUUAUACCUGAAAAUGAUAUUUAAGAAUAAUAAAGUCAAGGUUUUAGUAUUCAUUAAAAUGGACCACCUAAAAUUAAUGUUGUUACUUUUGAAGAUUAAUAAGGAUAAUUAAAUCCUCCUGAAUGGUUAGUAGAAACUUCAUUUAAUCCUGCUAAAUUUAUGCAAAGAACCUCUAUAUUAUAAUAGACUUAAAUUUUAGAUAGUUUUAAAAAUAAAAGAGAAAAAAAACUUUUAUUAUCUGGAACAACUAAUAAAUAAAGUGAUUAAACUAUAAUUUCAGAAAAAUCUGGAGAUUAUUAAGAAACUUUAAAUAAAUUGUAAUCUAUUCUACCUAAAUUAUAAAAUAAUGAAUAUGAGAAAUGUUUCUUAUUGAUAAAAAAAUUAGAAGGACAAUUAGGUUUAACAGAAAUACCAGAUUUUGAAUAGCUUAAAGAAUUUGAUAAAUUUGAUAGGGAAUGGAAUAUUGAUAGAAUUAUAACUAAAUUAAUGAGACCUAUUAGAAAAAAUAAUACAGAAUUAUUAAAUUAAUUAUUAAAUAAGUAUUCAAAAUAUUUAUUAUUUCCUUAUGAAUUUAUACGUCUAUUUAGAAAUUCAUUAAUUGAAGAAGAAGAUAUUAAAUAAAAUAAAUCAUAUUUAGAAUAAGUUAGACAUAGUGUUAGACAUUUUUUAAAAAGAAAGGCAACAGCAGUAUUCCCAAUUAAAUGA
Paramecium primaurelia is the source of this 2857-nucleotide messenger RNA. The record is from the annotation of a GenBank genome assembly. NCBI's taxonomy places the organism in Eukaryota, Ciliophora, Oligohymenophorea, Peniculida, Parameciidae.